Messenger RNA from Toxoplasma gondii ME49, 312 nucleotides. RefSeq lists its product as hypothetical. The coding region runs from base 1 to 312 and encodes 103 amino acids. NCBI's taxonomy places the organism in Eukaryota, Apicomplexa, Conoidasida, Eucoccidiorida, Sarcocystidae. The record is from RefSeq and is a predicted model, not a curated record. The transcript has 2 exons.
AUGGUAGUAAAAGUCGUUUCGUUUCGCGAGCAGACGGUUUUGAUUCCGACCAAACGAGGGCAGGGCGUCAGAAACAGCGGACCGCAGGAAAGAGAAACAGCAGAGACUGCGUCCCUACGUCUCCACACUCCGGCACACACAUGCACACGCAUCCGCCCUGACCAUACUACCGACCUCCUUUUUCUGUCGAAGACGGCGGUCAGAAGGUGGAAAUGCGAGAACUAUGGCAGCUUUAGCUUCCUCCGUUCUCCGCUAAAGGGUCUGUUCGCUGUUGCGAGGAGACGCACGGGAGGCAGAAACCGUCAAGAUUAA